This is a messenger RNA of Camelina sativa (false flax), 631 nucleotides long. RefSeq names its product large ribosomal subunit protein eL31x-like. Gene Ontology annotation, molecular function: structural constituent of ribosome. Lineage: Eukaryota; Viridiplantae; Streptophyta; Magnoliopsida; Brassicales; Brassicaceae. Gene Ontology annotation, cellular component: ribosome; cytosolic large ribosomal subunit. The record is from RefSeq and is a predicted model, not a curated record. Gene Ontology annotation, biological process: cytoplasmic translation.
AAAUUUUUAGGGUUAACACAAAGUGCCGCAUAUAUAUGCUUACAACUCCUCCCUCGUCGCCUUUCUGUUUUCUCGACGUUCUUCAACCCAAAGGUAAAGAGUUAAGUCGCAGACGAAAGAGAAGAUGUCUGAGAAAAAGGGAAGGAAAGAGGAAGUGGUGACCAGAGAGUACACCAUUAACCUUCACAGACGCCUUCACAAAUGCACCUUUAAGAAGAAGGCACCAAAUGCAAUUAAGGAGAUCAGGAAGUUCGCAGAGAAAGCAAUGGGAACUAAGGACGUUAGGGUAGACGUGAAAUUGAACAAGCAAAUCUGGAGCAAAGGUAUCAGAGGUCCACCAAGGAGGAUUAGGGUUCGUGUUGCACGUAAGAGAAACGAUGAUGAAGACGCAAAGGAAGAGUUCUUCUCCCUUGUCACAGUUGCUGAAGUCCCCGCAGAAGGUCUCAGUGGACUUGGCACUAAGGUCAUUGAAGAGGAGGAUUGAGAGAGUGUCUUUAUUUAGAACAAGUUUUGUUGGUUUUUGUUGCUGUGUUUCAAUUUAAAAAGUCUUGACCUUUUCACUUUCUUCUUUGUAGUGAAACUUGAAUUUGCUUAUGCAGUUUAUCGAAGAGACCCAAUUUCUUCUUGAUGA